Harpegnathos saltator (Jerdon's jumping ant) is the source of this 2886-nucleotide messenger RNA. Its product is annotated as transient receptor potential channel pyrexia-like. Gene Ontology annotation, biological process: monoatomic ion transmembrane transport. Gene Ontology annotation, cellular component: membrane; transmembrane transporter complex. Gene Ontology annotation, molecular function: protein binding; monoatomic ion channel activity. The record is from RefSeq and is a predicted model, not a curated record. The transcript is spliced from 2 exons. The coding region runs from base 114 to 2786 and encodes 890 amino acids. Lineage: Eukaryota; Metazoa; Arthropoda; Insecta; Hymenoptera; Formicidae.
AUUCUUGCUUCAGUCUAACGGCGCACGGCCCGACCUGGCUCACCUGAAAAGAACAGACUUAUGAUUCGGGAAGAGUCACCGGGUAAGUCGAGGUAAAAAUUGCACCAGCAAGCAUGGACGAGCGAAACUUGCGGAACGCCAACGCGAAGGUGGACCUCGAGCUGGACCUGUUGAAAGUGCCGAUAGUCAGCGAGAGAGACCAACACACAUACUGCAGCGGAAGUUUGAACAGCCGUCUCAAGGACGAGCCUCUCGCUGUGAGACUGGCCUCCACUUACAGGUCCUUGAGGUACAUAUACGACAGGGGAGACAACCCGCGGAGGGUCGCGAGCGGCGACGGAGCCGCGGCGGAGGCGAACGCCGGUCAGCUGGAGAUCGACGCCGGCGAGCCGCCGCCGGCCGACGAGUCUCUCUUCUUCGACAACGGGGAGUGCAGGCAUCCCUACGUGAACGGCGCCAGACUGCGCUCGGCCAUAUGGUCUAUCGUCAGCCCGGCGGAGACGAGGCUGCUGCUGCAUAUGGAGAAGUGCGACGUGCUGCCGAGCGCGUGCAAGAGCGAGAGACUGCGGAACGUCGCCUACAUCUGGGCUGCUUACCGCGGCCUGCUGCAGCUCCUGCCGCAGCUGGAGCAAGCUGGCGCGCGGCACGACUACGUGGAGUCGCGUUCCGGCGUGAACGCUCUGCUGGCGGCCUCGUUAGGCGACAAGGUGGCUUGCGUGGAGUACCUCAUCAAGAAGGGCGCCGACGUGAACUAUGAGAACCUGAUCAACCACUACACGAUACUCCACGUGGUAGCCCUUGGCAACAGCUGGCACGCCGCGGCCACCUUGCUGGACUACGGCGCCAGGCUGAAUUACUCCGGUCAACAAGAAAUGGUCGAGCCCAUCCUGCACAGCGCCGUGAGGGCGAAGGCCGUGGAGACGGUGACGGUGCUGCUCGAGCGCGGCGCCAGCGUGGUCGAGAAGAACCACCUGGGCCAGACGCCGCUGCACGUGGCCUGUUCCGUCCAGUCAAUGGCCUGCGUCGAGCUGCUGUCGGCCGGCGCUGCGGUUGCCAAUAUCAUCAACGCCGUGGAUCGGGAGUACCGGACGCCCCUGCACUUCGCCGUCAUGAGCACUGACUCGUCCGUCGAGCUGGUGCAGCUGCUGCUUAAGCGCGGCGCUCUGGUGAACGCCGCCGACAAGACCGGCUUCACACCGCUGCACAUCGCCGCCUUGAACGAGCAAUCGCGCUGCGUCGACGCGCUCAUCUGGGCCGGCGCCGACAUCAGCGCGACCACGUGCACCGGGCUGUCCGCGUUGAACGUCAUACUGAAGAAGAUCCCGGAGUCCUUGCACGUGUUCCGCCAACGACUGGACGCCUCCAUCAGGCUGACCCGGCCGGUAUCGCACAACCGGGAGUUCGAGAUGAAGCUGCACUUCGACAUCCUCUUCCCCAGCAACAACCAGUGCGAGACCAGCUUCAUCAACACCUUCGUGCAGGAGCACCGGAAGGACCUGCUGUCGCAUCCGCUGGUUAUGGCUUUCUUGCACCUCAAGUGGGAGAAGAUCCGCAAGGUCUACCUGCUGAGAAUAUUCCUGUACGCGAUGACGGUGAUCUGCAUGACCACCUAUGUGUUAACCGCGCUCGCCUACAAGUGUUACAAUCACGAGACCAACAACUCGAAGAUAUGCAGCGGCAAGAAGAUCUCCUUCCUCUUCAGGCGACCGGUCAUCGAGAUCGAAUGGUAUCUUGCGCUGGCGUUAACGUGCAUCACGAUACCGCGGAAGGUGAUCGGCUUCAUGGUCCACAAGUCGGCGAUCCAGUACUUCUCCAACAUCGACAACGUGUUGGACGGUGUGGUGAUAGUCAGCAUAUUCGUCACGUCCUUCAUUUAUACCGGCCGCACUUACGACUGGCAGAACUACGUGGGUGCGUUCGCUAUACUCUGCGCGUGGACCAACCUGAUGCUGAUGGUGGGCCAACUGCCCGCCUUCGGCACCUACGUCGCCAUGUUCACUCACAUCCAAUUCGAAUUCGCCAAGCUUCUGUUGGCCUAUUCAGGACUGCUGAUCGGCUUCACCAUCAGCUUCUGCGUCAUAUUCUCGGGUGAACCCGCAUUCGGCAAUCCCUUCACCGGUCUGAUCAAAGUCCUGGCGAUGAUGGCCGGUGAGCUGGACUUUGAGGGGCUCAUUAAUCAGUCGGACGAGCCGGCGACUGGCUCCUUUGUUAUUUAUCAUCCUCUGUCGGUGUGCUCGCAGAUUCUUUUCACGCUAUUCAUAGUGUUUGUCACCGUGAUCUUGAUGAACCUGUUGGUCGGCAUUGCCGUGCACGAUAUACAGGGUCUGAGGAACCACGCUGGGCUCACGAAGCUGGUGAGACAGACGAAACUGAUACUCUUCACGGAAAUGAUACUGCACAACGCGAAGAUCCCGUACGCUUUCCGCAAAUGGAUGUCGGACCACAAGAUCGACGUCGAGAAUCGAAAACGAGUGCUCGUGGUGAAGCCGCUGAAUCCUCUGGAGAAACGAUUGCCCAAAGAUAUAUUGAAGGCCGCUUACGAAAUAGCGCAGAAGAACAUCCCCUUCAUGAACGACGACGUCAGCCUGAGCGAUCACGUCGCUUGGGUGAAGCGGCAGAACGAGGAGCUCUCUGACGCUGCUGUGCACAUGGCGAUCGAGAGACUGGUCACCACGGUGAAAAUGAACGAGGACGCUGUGAAAUUGUUAAAAGUGGAAUUAAUGGAAAUGAACAAAAUGCUGAAGACUCUUAUAACGACAUUAGCAAGAGGCCGUACCUCGUCAUAAACUAGACGAUUUGCCGUCAGAGCGAUCCGAUUGUAUUCCCAUUAUUAUUCACGAACAUGAUGGAUAAAAUUGAUGUUGAAGUUACGAUUGCCAAUGGAGG